Hyaena hyaena (striped hyena) is the source of this 240-nucleotide messenger RNA. Its product is annotated as ATP synthase membrane subunit DAPIT, mitochondrial. The record is from RefSeq and is a predicted model, not a curated record. The coding region runs from base 64 to 240 and encodes 58 amino acids. The transcript has a single exon. Lineage: Eukaryota; Metazoa; Chordata; Mammalia; Carnivora; Hyaenidae.
UGCUUAGGGCGUAGGCUGAAGGACACAAGCAGUGGAAUUGGUGUCUUUUGCAAGAUUGAAGUCAUGGCAGGUCCAGAAAUUGAUGCCCAAUUCCAAUUCACUGGUAUCAAAAAAUAUUUCAACUCUUACACCCUCACAGGUAGAAUGAAUUGUGUACUGGCCACAUACGGAAGCAUCGCUUUGAUGGUCUUAUACUUCAAGUUAAGGUCUAAAAAGACACCAGCUGUUAAAGCAACAUAA